This is a messenger RNA of Aspergillus mulundensis, 756 nucleotides long. RefSeq names its product putative cell division control protein Cdc31 (gene cdc31). Gene Ontology annotation, molecular function: microtubule binding; calcium ion binding. NCBI's taxonomy places the organism in Eukaryota, Fungi, Ascomycota, Eurotiomycetes, Eurotiales, Aspergillaceae. Gene Ontology annotation, biological process: spindle pole body duplication. The transcript has 2 exons. The record is from RefSeq and is a predicted model, not a curated record. Gene Ontology annotation, cellular component: mitotic spindle pole body; half bridge of spindle pole body. Bases 1 to 756 code for a protein of 251 amino acids.
AUGGCCUCCUCCGGCCAACCGUUCGGGUCGCGCUCCUACAACACAGGCAAGCUGCCUGACCGAUCAUUGAAUCAGAACACGAUCCCAUUCAGCGCUUCCUCAUUUACUCGACGCGGACUAGGCGCCGCCCAGAGUGACUUUGUACCCGACGCCGCGAAAUCAGCCCAGCAACCUCCUCAGCAACAAGUACAUGCGCAGACACAUAACCCCACACAAGAGAACUCAUUAAACCGAUUGACGGAAGAGCAGCGCGAGGAGAUUAACGAGGCUUUCACCCUCUUCGAUCUCGAUCGCGACCGCCAUCUAGACUACCAUGAGCUCCGAGUUGCAUUCCGCGCCCUCGGCUUCACCCUUCCGAAACAAGAACUCAUCUCCCUCUUAACGACGUAUGGUGUCCCCCGCCCACAGGUCCAACAGCAGGCCGCAGCGCAACAGUCUCAACAACAGCCGAAAGCCGCUCCCACGACGAACCCCCAGCACCCGUCCAACCUGCUUAUGCCGCUAUCUGCGUUCCAAGCGGUGACCGCUGUGAAGAUCCUUGAGCGAGACCCGCGGGACGAGAUACUCCGUGCGUUUGAGCUCUUCGAUGAGGGCGGGAAAGGGUACAUUGACCUCGAGGACCUGCGUCGUGUAGCGCGGGAGCUGGGCGAGACUGGACUGGAAGAGGAGGAACUGCGUGCUAUGAUUGAAGAGUUUGAUCUCGAGGGGGUUGGUGGUGUGACGAGGGAGGCUUUUGUGAGUAUUUGUUGGCAGUGA